UUUCAGUCAAAUUAGCAAAUUGUUUAGGAUUUCUGAUUUCAGUUGAAUUAGAAGAAUGGCGACAGCGCAAGGAGGAGGAUACCAUCAUCAUCCAAUGACGCUAGAAGAAGUACGGACUCUCUGGAUUGGAGACUUACAGUACUGGGUCGACGAGAACUAUCUCAACUCUUGCUUCGCUCACACCGGCGAGGUUGUUUCAAUAAAGAUUAUACGUAAUAAGAUUACUGGUCAGCCAGAGGGUUAUGGAUUUGUGGAGUUUGUUUCUCAUGCAGCUGCGGAGAGGAUUCUGCAAACUUAUAAUGGGACACCAAUGCCUGGGACUGAACAAACUUUCCGGUUGAAUUGGGCUUCUUUUGGAAUUGGUGAAAAACGUCCUGAUGCCGGGCCUGAGCAUUCAAUUUUUGUAGGGGAUUUAGCACCUGAUGUUACAGAUUAUUUGCUACAAGAGACCUUUCGAGCUCAAUAUCAAUCUGUUAGAGGUGCCAAGGUAGUGACAGAUCCAAAUACUGGACGCUCAAAGGGAUAUGGGUUUGUCAAAUUUUUGGAUGAGAAUGAAAGAAAUCGUGCAAUGACUGAAAUGAAUGGUGUCUUUUGCUCAACUAGACCGAUGCGUAUUAGUGCAGCAACGCCUAAAAAGACGACUGGUUUUCAACAACAAUAUGCUGCAACAAAAGCCAUAUAUCCUGUCCCAGCGUACACUACCCCAGUGCAGGUGCUUCCUGCAGAUAAUGAUAUCAAUAAUACAACAAUUUUUGUUGGUAACUUGGAUCCAAAUGCUACUGAAGAAGAACUGAGGCAAACAUUCUUACACUUUGGGGAGAUUGUCAACGUCAAGAUUCCCGUGGGCAGAGGAUGUGGUUUUGUACAGUUUGCAGCUAGGACAUCUGCUGAAGAAGCCAUCCUAAGAGUACAAGGACAUGUGAUUGGUCAACAGCAAAUCCGCGUUUCUUGGGGCAGGAAACAGGACGUAACUGGUAGCUUGGGAGCACAAGUAGAUCAGAGUCAAUGGAGUGCGUACUAUGGUUAUGGACAAGGCUAUGAUGCCUAUGCAUACGGGGCCACACAAGAUCCAUCUUUAUACGCAUAUGGUGCAUAUGCUGGCUACCCACAGUAUGCUCAACAGGUUGAAGGUGUUACAGAUAUGGCAGCUAUGGCUGGUGCUGUUCCGGUUGUCGUCGACCCAAAAGAGGAGUUAUAUGAUCCCUUGUCCUUGGCUCCACCCGAUGUUGAUAGGUUAAAUGCUGCUUACCUUUCGAUUCAUGGAAGUGCCAUAUUAGGCCGGCCCAUGUGGCGGAAAACUUCUUCACUUACACCACAAGCUUAGAUUCAUAUUGCGGUGUCUUCUGCACUUUUGCUUUAGAACUCUCGGAGGAUUGACCUUCUUUUGGUCUCACUGUACGAUUGUCGAUAAUGAAGACUAGAGCAUUUAAUUAGAAUUAAAAUUAAUAAAUAGAGUAGAGUGGGGAUUAUUAAAUUUAUUAUUUGCUUUUCUUGUAAUUUUCUCAUUCUUUGUUAGU
This is a messenger RNA of Pistacia vera, 1517 nucleotides long. RefSeq names its product polyadenylate-binding protein RBP47B'. The record is from RefSeq and is a predicted model, not a curated record. The coding region runs from base 56 to 1324 and encodes 422 amino acids. The transcript has 9 exons. Lineage: Eukaryota; Viridiplantae; Streptophyta; Magnoliopsida; Sapindales; Anacardiaceae. Gene Ontology annotation, molecular function: mRNA binding. Gene Ontology annotation, cellular component: cytosol.